Messenger RNA from Prorocentrum cordatum, 1191 nucleotides. NCBI's taxonomy places the organism in Eukaryota, Dinophyceae, Prorocentrales, Prorocentraceae. The record is from the annotation of a GenBank genome assembly.
AUGGUUGCGCCCGCCGUCGCCGACGAUGUCACCGAAGAGCGGGAGGCGCGUCGGCGUGAGUUGAAGGCGUGCAUGGCCGUGGAGGCCACGGAGGACGUGGAGGCACUGCGGACGGCGCUCGAGGCGGCCAAGGAAGUCAGGCUGGAGAAGGAGGACGUGCUCCCAGCCGAGACGCUGCUGCGGAGGCUGGACGGCAAGUUCCAGCCGCUGACGUUCAGCGACGUGUCGCACGCCGACGUUCUGCGGCUGAACGCGGCCAGGUCCCGAGAGAGCGUGGUGGCGAUCUUGCUGCAGUGCUUCCGCGUCCAGCUGGAGUCCAGCUUCUUGUCGGAGAUCAUCGCCGAGUUCCACUACCACAACUACCUCUUCUGCCAGCGGUCCAGGUGGUGCGCAGAGAAGACGUCCACGCUGCUCUCCCUCAUGGGAACCGUCUUCUCCCGGGCGAUGGACGGGGAGUGCCCGGUGAAGCAAGCGAGAGCCUUGCUCAACGGGUUGGUCGCGAGGCACAGCAGGCAGCUGCCUCCCUUCAGCCUCGGCGUGUUCUCCGCCCAAGAGGCGACUGCCGUCCGGGAGCACGCAGAGAGGACCCUCUUCCGCCACUACGACAUGUAUGUUUUCUGCGUUCGGGGCGUGCGCGCUCGGGAGACGGAUCUCUGCGUCCGCACCGUGCGACAGCGCGUAGCCAACGAGAUGGUGGAGCCCGUAGAGCUGCUGACCUCGCACGAGGUGAACCCGCGGGAGGUCCCCGAGCUAGGACUUCUUCCACGAUCCCGCCGCGGAGGCGGCCGCCCGCGCCGCGGCCGAGCUGGAGCAGCGCCGGCUGGCGGAGGAGGCGGCCGCCGCGGCCGCCCAGGACCCCGUGGAGGACGGCCCCGAGGCGGAAGUCGCCGCCGCGAUCGACGCUGCCAUGGCGGACCACGUCGGGGGCCUCGAGGCCCGCUUCGCCGCCGCGCCAGAGGCGGUUCCGUGACGGCCGAAGGCGUGAGGUCGAAGAAGGAAACUUGUUGUUCCUCUGAUGAGCGGCGCGCGGCGAGGAUUGCCUUUCACUUGCAACGGUUAGCGCGCGCGCUGCCGCGCGUGCAACAUGCGGGGAGUGCCUGGCGCGAGGUUGCACGGGGAGGGUUGGCUUCCCCGUGCCAGGGAGCUGUAAUCUGUCAUUUAGAGUUCCAAGAGGCCUCCGAGAGGUUCUGA